CACUCAUGCUGCUGCCAGGUCCAGAGUCUCUCAUGGGUCCUGUUACGGCCUCCCAUUGCAUGCGUCUCCAUCGCCACACUCUGCCUAUGUGCCACUUUCUGGUUCUCCUCUAUCACGCUGCUGUUUUGAUGUUGAAUUUUUUGGACAUAGGGGUGGCUUUCUUUUGUUUUGCAGAUUACGGGCCUCCUUAUAGCUGCUGCCAGGGCCUCCUAAUCUGCCCAUAGGCCCCUAUAUACCGCCGCCUCAUGCUGACUGCCUGGUCCACAGUCUCUCAUUCAUGGGUCACUGUCACGGUCCUCCUCACACUGCUGCUGUGUCUCCAUCAGCCUCACAAGGGUGGCUGCCAGAUUACGGCCACCUUUCAGGUUGCUGG
Molecule: messenger RNA, 373 nt
Organism: Staurois parvus
Lineage: Eukaryota; Metazoa; Chordata; Amphibia; Anura; Ranidae
Source: the annotation of a GenBank genome assembly